Hemisphaericaspora subhashii is the source of this 1707-nucleotide messenger RNA. RefSeq names its product protein anchor (gene VAC8). Bases 1 to 1707 code for a protein of 568 amino acids. The record is from RefSeq and is a predicted model, not a curated record. Gene Ontology annotation, biological process: vacuole inheritance; nucleus-vacuole junction assembly. NCBI's taxonomy places the organism in Eukaryota, Fungi, Ascomycota, Pichiomycetes, Serinales, Debaryomycetaceae. Gene Ontology annotation, cellular component: fungal-type vacuole membrane. The transcript has a single exon. Gene Ontology annotation, molecular function: protein-membrane adaptor activity; protein binding.
AUGGGUUCAUGUUGCAGUUGUUUAGGCAGUCGUGGAGGUGAUGGAAGUCAUGCUCAAUUAUUAUUAGCCGAAAAUGAAAGAGAAGCCAUAUCUGCAUUAUUACAAUAUUUAGAAAAUCGAUCAGAUGUUGAUUUUUUCAGUAAUGGUCCACUUCGUGCAUUAAGUACUUUAGUUUAUUCUGAAAAUAUCGAUUUACAAAGAAGUGCCGCAUUGGCAUUUGCUGAAAUUACUGAAAAAGAUGUUAGAGAAGUUAAUCGAGAUGUUUUGGAACCAAUAUUAAUAUUAUUACAACUGUCAGAUUCUGAAGUACAACGUGCUGCUUGUGGUGCAUUGGGUAAUUUAGCCGUGAAUACGGAAAAUAAAAUAUUAAUUGUAGAAAUGGGAGGAUUAGAACCUUUAAUUAGACAAAUGAUGUCAACAAAUAUUGAAGUUCAAUGUAAUGCAGUUGGUUGUAUAACCAAUUUAGCAACUCAAGAUGAUAAUAAAUCAAAGAUUGCCAAAAGUGGUGCAUUAAUCCCCUUGACAAAAUUAGCAAAAUCUAAAGAUAUUAGAGUUCAAAGAAAUGCAACUGGGGCAUUAUUAAAUAUGACCCAUUCAGGUGAAAAUAGACAAGAAUUAGUUAAUGCCGGUGCAGUGCCUGUAUUAGUUUCAUUAUUAUCUAAUGAUGAUGCUGAUGUUCAAUAUUAUUGUACUACUGCAUUAUCAAAUAUUGCCGUUGAUGAAGUUAAUCGAAAAAAAUUAGCUAGUACUGAACCUAAAUUAGUUGGUCAAUUAGUGAAUUUAAUGGAUUCUCCAUCACCAAGAGUCCAAUGUCAAGCAACAUUAGCAUUAAGAAAUUUAGCUUCAGACUCAGGUUAUCAAGUUGAAAUAGUAAGGGCAGGGGGAUUACCUCAUUUAGUUCAAUUAUUAUCAUGUAAUCAUCAACCAUUAGUAUUAGCGGCAGUUGCAUGUAUUAGAAAUAUUUCUAUUCAUCCAUUAAAUGAAGCAUUAAUCAUUGAAGCAGGAUUCUUGAAGCCUUUAGUUGGAUUAUUGGAUUAUACUGAUUCAGAAGAAAUUCAAUGUCAUGCGGUAUCAACAUUAAGAAAUUUAGCUGCAUCUUCAGAAAAAAAUAGAACCGCUUUAUUAGCUGCUGGUGCAGUUGAUAAAUGUAAAGAAUUAGUUCUUAAAGUCCCACUUUCUGUCCAACUGGAAAUUUCCGCCUGUUUUGCCAUUUUAGCAUUAGCUGAUGAUUUAAAACCAAAAUUAUAUGAAUCACAAAUUAUUGAUGUUUUGAUUCCACUUACAUUCAGUGAAAAUGGAGAAGUUUGUGGGAAUUCCGCAGCAGCAUUAGCUAAUUUAUGUUCAAGAGUUUCAAAUGAACAUAAACAAUAUAUUUUAAAUAAUUGGUCACAACCAGAUGAAGGAAUUUAUGGAUUUUUAAUUCGAUUUUUACAAAGUGGUAGUGCAACAUUUGAACAUAUUGCCUUGUGGACAAUUUUACAAUUAUUAGAAUCAAAUAAUGGAGAAAUUAAUGCAUUAAUUAAAGAAAAUGAAACUAUUUUAUCUGGGAUUAAAAGUUUGAGUGCUUCACAACAACAAAUUCAACAAUCUCAAAUAAAUAGUAAUACUGGUGGUGGUGGUGGUGGUGGGAAUAAUGAAGAUCAAUUUGAUGAUCCAAAAGUGGAAUUAUUUAAUUUGACUCAACAAAUUUUACAAAUCUUGGGAUGA